AUGAGCUUGGAAAGGGCUGAUUUUCUUCUUGGCUCUGAGAAUCCCAACCAGAACACCUGGAUUUGGGGGUCUGGGCAGUUUGGGGUCACCACAGAGGCUUUGGGAGGGGGGGGGGUUCACCCUUCCUCCUUGCUCUUCCUCCUGCCUCUUUCACCUUCACUUCACUUCCAAGACAAAACCAAACCCCUUUGCCCAUCUCUCCAGCUCAGCCCCCCUCAAACUGGGCACCCCCAGGAUGGGGCUGCACCCCCUUGGCAUCCUCGGGGCACCGCCAGCCUUGGCAUGAGGUGUUGUGGGAUCCCACGCGCCAGUCUGGGCACAAGGGGGGUGGCAGGAGAUGCCCUUGGGCCUGGAACCCCUGUGGAUUUGGGGUUAUCUGGAGGAGAGGAACCUCCAGAGGGGUUCCUCAGCUGGGAGGUCACCCCAUGGAUUCUGGGAGGGGUAACCUCACCUGGGAGGUCACCCCAUGGAUUUUGGGAGGUGUCACCUCACCUGGGAGGUCACCCCAUGGAUUUUGGGAGGUGUCACCUCAGCUGGGAGGUCACCCCAUGGAUUUUGGGAGGUGUAACCUCACCUGGGAGGUGUCCCCGUGGAUUUGGGGUUGUCUGGAGAAGAGGAGCCCUUUGUGAUGGGAGUAACCUCACCUGGGAGGUCACCUUGUGGAUUUGGGGUUGUCUGGAGGAUGAGGAGACCCUUGGAGAAGUGGUAACUUCACCUGGGAGGUGUCUCCAUGGAUUUGGGGGUCAUCUGGACAAGAGGAACCCUUUGAGAAAUGGGAGACCUCACCUUGGGAGCUGCAGGAAGAAUUUCACCACCUCUUCCACGGGGCUGGAAGUGUCCACCCCACACCAAACCCUGCCACCACCCGUGCCACCUUUGGGGACACCUUUGGGGCUCAGGUGAGGCAGAGGAGGCCCAGCUCGGUGCCACGCGGAGGUGACAGCGAGGGUUGUGACACUGUGGGGACACUGCAGAGGUGGCCACCGCGGCUCAGCUGUGCCAGGAGCACUGGGAAGGAGCAGGACGCGGAGUUUUUGGGGUGUUUUUCGGGUGGCUUUGAGGUGUUUUGGGUGGUUUUGGUGGUUUUGAGGUGGUUUCGGCGUUUCUCAGAUGGUUUUGAGGCGAUUCUGGUGGUCCUGAAGCGGUUUUGAGGUGGUUUUGACGUGGUUUUGGUGUUUCUGGUGGGUCUGGGGUGGUUUUGGCGUUUCUGAGAUGGCUUUGAGGUGAUUUUGGUGGCGCUGAAGUGGCUUUGGGGUGGUUUUGGAGAUUUUGAGGUGGCUUUGGUGGUUUUGACGUGGUUUAGGUGGUUUUGAGGUGGUUUUGGUUGUUUUGAGGUGGUUUUGCUGGUUUUGAGCUGGUUUUGGUUGUUUUGAGGUGGUUUUGAUGGUUUUGAGGUGGUUUUGCUGGUUUUGAGGUGGUUUUGACAUGGUUUUGGUGGUUUUGACAUGAUUUUGAGGUGGUUUUGGUUGUUUUGAGGUGGUUUUGAUGGUUUUGAGGUGGUUUUGCUGGUUUUGAGGUGGUUUUGACAUGGCUUUGGUGGUUUUGACAUGAUUUUGAGGUGGUUUUGAGGUGGUUUUGCUGGUUUUGAGGUGGUUUUGCUGGUUUUGAGGUGGUUUUGACAUGGUUUUGGUGGUUUUGACAUGAUUUUGAGGUGGUUUUGGUUGUUUUUGCUGGUUUCGAGGUGGUUUUUGUGGUUUUGAGGUGUUUUUUGAGGUCCCACCUGCCGUGGGGAGCGUGGCAGUGCAGCCCAGGGCAGCGGGCAGGGACCUGUGGAGGUGUCACCUGGCCCCAGGUGAGGAAGGAGCCGCUGAGGGUCAGAGAUUCCAUCCGAGGCCACUUCUGGCACUGAGAACCAAAGGGUUUGGUGGGGACGGGAGAAGAUUUGUGUCACACCCGGGCGGUGGCAGCGACACCGUGUCCAGGCCACCACCCCGUCCUUGGGGGGGUCCCAUUGGUGGCCCCACGUCCACCCGUUCGUGGGGUGUUGGGGCACGAGGAGGAUUUGGGGACCCACCUUGGAGGCUUCCUGGCCGGCACUGAACUCUCAAUAGACACGAAAGCCAUAUUUUGGGGGGCUCUGGAGAGGCCAGGGUGGGGGGCAGAGGCUGGGCUGUGUUGUUGUGCUGUGGUUUUUUGUUUUUUUUUUUUUUUUUUUUUUCUGUCUGUACAUAAAAAGAAAAAAGAAAAAAAAAAAGAAAAAAAAAAGGGAGCCAACGACCGUCGAUGUGACUUUAUAACCUUUCUAAUAUCCUGUGCUAAUCUCGGAAAAUAAUCCUAUAAAUAUAUCUGGAUUACACACCUUA
Melospiza georgiana is the source of this 2303-nucleotide messenger RNA. RefSeq lists its product as uncharacterized. NCBI's taxonomy places the organism in Eukaryota, Metazoa, Chordata, Aves, Passeriformes, Passerellidae. Bases 1 to 903 code for a protein of 300 amino acids. The record is from RefSeq and is a predicted model, not a curated record. The transcript has 3 exons.